Molecule: messenger RNA, 1452 nt
Organism: Gastrolobium bilobum
Lineage: Eukaryota; Viridiplantae; Streptophyta; Magnoliopsida; Fabales; Fabaceae
Product: hydroquinone glucosyltransferase-like
Exons: 1
Coding region: 1-1452 (483 amino acids)
Molecular function (GO): UDP-glycosyltransferase activity
Source: RefSeq, a predicted model, not a curated record
AUGGAAGACCAACAACAAUGUGUGAAACCAAAACUAUUAGAGUCACCACUACCUAUAGUGGCCAUGAUGCCAAGCUCAGGCAUGGGACAUCUAAUCCCAAUGAUCGAGUUCGCAAAGAGACUAACUUGCCACCACAACCUCGCCGUCACAUUCAUCAUUCCCACCGACGGCCCUCCCUCCAAGGCACAAACCACCGUCCUCCGCUCCCUCCCCCGUGCCAUUUCCCACAUCUUCCUCCCUCCGGUCACACUCUCGGACCUCCCACUCGACACCAAAGUCGGUUCCCUCAUCUGCAACAUUGUCCUCCGCUCUCUCCCUUCUCUCCGUCGCGCCCUCCUCUCCCUCACCGCCACCCAUCGCGUCGCCGCCUUCGUCGUCGACUUCAUAGGCACCGACGCCUUCGAUGUCAUCAGAGAAUUCAAUGUCCCCCCAUACAUCUUCUUCCCUUCCACCGCCAUGUUCUUGUCAUUCUCCUUCUACGUGCCUCAAUUGGACAAAGCGGUUCAGUGCGAGUUCAGGGACCUCCCUGAACCGGUCCAGAUUCCCGGUUGCGUUCCGGUUCACGGAAAAGACUUGGUGGACGGUGCUUAUCACCGGAAUAGCGAUUGCUACAAGUGGCUUCUCCACCACUCCAAGCGAUUCAGCAUGGCAGAGGGGAUCAUAGAGAACAGUUUCUAUGAGCUUGAACCGGAGACCAUCGAGUUUUUACAUAGUGACGAACCGGGUAGACCGCCGAUUUAUCCGGUCGGACCGCUGGUGAAUGAGGAUAGUCCUCAAACCGGGGACGAAGAGUGUUUAAGGUGGUUGGAUGAGCAGCCACGUGGCAGUGUCAUAUUCGUGUGUUUUGGUAGUGGUGGAACCCUUUCUAGUGCUCAGAUGAAUGAACUUGCUUUGGGGUUGGAAAUGAGUGAGCAAAGGUUUUUAUGGGUUGUGAAGAGCCCAAAUGAGAAGAUUGCUAAUGCUUCUUAUUUCAUUGUUGAUAGUCACAGUGACCCUUUUGAUUUCUUGCCAAAAGGGUUCGUUGAAAGGACCAAAGAGAGGGGUUUAGUGGUGCCAUCUUGGGCCCCACAGGCUCAGGUCCUGAGCCAUGAGUCCAUUGGGGGGUUCUUGACCCAUUGUGGUUGGAACUCAAUACUUGAGAGUGUGGUGAAUGGGGUGCCCUUGGUUGCAUGGCCACUAUACGCUGAGCAAACAAUGAAUGCCGUUUUGGUUACCCAAGAUAUGAGAGUGGCACUAAGGCCUAAGGUUAAUGAGAAUGGUUUGGUUGAAAGGGAAGAAAUUGGUAGUGUUGUGAAGAACCUUAUGGAGGGUGAGGAAGGUAAGAAACUUCGUUACCGAAUGAAGGAUCUUAAGGUGGCAGCUGAUAAAGCUCUAGGUGAAAAUGGAUCUUCAACGAAGCAAAUCUCCCUGUUGGCUCUUAAGUGGCAGGGCAAGACAACUGUGACAAAUUGA